AUGACUCAAGAAACAAAGAGGCUCACCGAGCCAGAUCCAAUCUUGACGGGAAUUCUAACGAGUCCCGCGUCCGAGAAAGGGAACGAAAAUAACAACGAGCAAACCUCAGUACCAAUAUCACAGAGACAGAGAGAUCCUGAGAUCGAAAGAGCAAACACAAUUUCUGGACCGCCCGAUGGAGGAUUACAGGCCUGGUUGCAAGUUGUUGGCGGCUUCAUGCUGUUCUUCAACACUUGGGGUCUCCUCAACACCUUCGCAGUAUACCAAACAUACUACGAAUCAGGGGCACUCUUCACCAAAUCCUCAUCUGAUAUCUCGUGGAUUGGGUCUCUCCAAUCUUUCCUGCUCCCUCUUGUCGGUGCUGUUGCUGGACCGAUUUACGACCGAGGUUACCUGAGACCACUGCUUGUCGUGGGAAGCUUCCUGGUCGUCUUUGGCCACAUGAUGCUCAGUCUCUGCAACUCAUACUGGGAAGUCAUUCUGGCUCAAGGCUUCUGCAUAGGGAUAGGCGCAGGGUGUCUUUUCGUGCCCUGCGUCGCAGUGCUGCCACAAUGGUUCAGCAGCAGACUCGGCAUGGCACUGGGACUGGCCGUCGCCGGGUCAUCCUCUGGCGGGAUUAUCUACCCCAUCGUCCUGUACCGCCUCGUCGAUCAAAUUGGGUUUGGCUGGUCCGUAAGGGUUCUGGGGUUCCUCGCCCUUUGCACACUUCUAUUCCCGGUGUUCUUGUUGAAGAUGCGAGUAAUACCACCCAAGGCCCGAGCUAUCAUUGACUGGUCGGCGUUCGUGGAUGUGCAAUUCAUGUAUUUUGUCGUGGCGCUGCUGAUAGCGUACAUGGGCCUCAUCGUCACUAUCUUCUACCCUCCCUUCUCGGGACUCGACCGACACAUCCUGGACGAUCGCAUGGCAUUUUACGUUGUGCCCAUCUUCAACGCCGGGUCGUGCUUUGGUAGGACGAUCCCCAACAUCCUCUCGGACAGUUUGGGUCCACUCAACCUCCUUGUCCCGGGUGUACUCAUGGUCGGCGUUUUGCUGUUCUGCAUGAUUGCGGCAACGACGGAAGGGUCGUUGAUCGUGGUGAUUAUCCUGCUCGGGUUCUUCAGUGGGGUGAUUAUCGGUCUCCCUCCCCUUGUGUUUGUCUCUUUGGCCAAAGACAAAUCUAAGAUCGGAACGAGGGUAGGGAUGGGCUUCAGUCUGGCUUCGGUUGGAUUUCUCGCCGGUGGACCGGGGGGAGGCAACAUCCUGGGCCAAAACGAGCCGCUAGAUUGGACUGGUCUGUACGUCUACGGUGGCGUCGUGUGUUGUGUUGCUGCUGUCAUGCUGACUGGGCUGCGAUGUUAUCGAACGGGCUUCCAGGUAUUUGUGAAAGCUUGA
This is a messenger RNA of Exophiala spinifera, 1371 nucleotides long. RefSeq lists its product as uncharacterized. Gene Ontology annotation, biological process: transmembrane transport. The record is from RefSeq and is a predicted model, not a curated record. Lineage: Eukaryota; Fungi; Ascomycota; Eurotiomycetes; Chaetothyriales; Herpotrichiellaceae. Gene Ontology annotation, molecular function: transmembrane transporter activity. Gene Ontology annotation, cellular component: fungal-type vacuole membrane. The transcript has a single exon. The coding region runs from base 1 to 1371 and encodes 456 amino acids.